Messenger RNA from Equus quagga, 1928 nucleotides. RefSeq names its product patr class I histocompatibility antigen, A-126 alpha chain-like. Gene Ontology annotation, cellular component: external side of plasma membrane. The transcript has 8 exons. Bases 527 to 1636 code for a protein of 369 amino acids. Gene Ontology annotation, biological process: antigen processing and presentation of endogenous peptide antigen via MHC class I via ER pathway, TAP-independent; antigen processing and presentation of endogenous peptide antigen via MHC class Ib; positive regulation of T cell mediated cytotoxicity. Gene Ontology annotation, molecular function: peptide antigen binding; signaling receptor binding. The record is from RefSeq and is a predicted model, not a curated record. NCBI's taxonomy places the organism in Eukaryota, Metazoa, Chordata, Mammalia, Perissodactyla, Equidae.
GCACCAACUUCUCCAGGUUUAAAGAGAAAACCCCUGUCCCUCCACCUUCACUCCCAAGGCGAGCGAGCUCACCGGCAUCAAGUUCCCUGGGAGUGAGUUUUCUUCCAGAACAGUCCAAAGGGAGAGGUAAAGGUGACAGGAGAGAGGUGGGGUCUCUCCCUGGUUUCCUCAGACAGCCUCUGGGCCAGGACUCAGGGAGACAGGGUGACAAAAAGCUCUCGGUGCAGGAGGAGAGGGGUCAGGGCAAAGUCCCAGGUCCCCGGGCGUGGCUCUCAGGGUCUCAGGCCCGAGGGCGGUGUCUGGGGCGGGCAAGCUCAGUGUUGGGGAGUCUCUGUCUCCCUGAGUUUCACUUCUACUUCUCACCACCUGUAUCAGGUCCUCCUCUUGGAGACUCCAAGACGCGGCCCCAGUUCUCACUCCCAUUGAGUGCGCGGUUUCUAGAGAAGCCAAUCAGCGCCUCCGCCGUUCCCUGUGGUAAAGUCUUCACUGACCCGGCCUAGACUCAGAUUCUCCCCAGACCCCGAGGAUGCGGGUCAGGGCGCCCCGAACCCUCCUCCUACUGCUCUCGGGGGCCCUGGCCCUGACCAAGACCUGGGUGGGCUCCUCCCACUCCCUGAGAUAUUUGCACACCGUCUUUUCCCCGCCCGGCCGCGAGGAGCCCCGCAUCAUGUCGGUGGGCUACGUGGACGACACGCAGUUCAUGCGAUUCGACAGCGACGCCGCGAGUCCGAGCGUGGAGCCGCGGGCGCCGUGGGCGGAGCAGGAGGGGCCGGAGUAUUGGGAGCGGGAGACGAGGAUCUACUUGGACACUGCAGAGAAUUUCCGAGUGGAGCUUAAAACCUUCCGCGACUACUACAACCAGAGCGAGGACGGGUCUCACACCUUCCAGUGGAUGUAUGGCUGCGACGUGGGGCUCGAUGGGCGCCUCCUCCGCGGGUACAGUCAGAUAGCCUACGACAGCGCCGAUUUCCUGUCCCUGAACGAGGACCUGCGCUCCUGGACCGCGGCGCACCCGGGGGCUCUGAUCUUCGCGCACAAGUGGGAGGCGGCAGGUGCGGUGGAGCGCCACGGAAUCUACCUGGAGAGCACGUGCGUCGAAUGGCUGGGCAGAUUCCUGGAGAACGGGAAGGAGACGCUGCAGCGCGCAGACCCUCCGAAGAUGCAUGUGACCCACCACCCCACCUCUGACCAUGAGGUCACCCUGAGGUGCUGGGCCCUGGGCUUCUACCCUGCGGAGAUCACCCUGACCUGGCAGCGUGAUGGGGAGGACCUGACCCAGGACAUGGAGCUUGUGGAGACCAGGCCUGCAGGGGACGGGACCUUCCAGAAGUGGGCGGCUGUGAUGGUGCCUUCUGGAGAGGAGCAGAGAUACACGUGCCAUGUACAGCAUGAGGGGCUGCCUGAGCCCCUCACCCUGAGAUGGGAGCCGCUUCCUCAGUCCACCAUCUCCAUCCCGGGCCUCGUUGUUGGCCUAGUCCUCCUUGGAGCUUUGGUCACUGGAGGUGUGGUGGCUGGAGUUGUGAUGUGGAGGAAGAAGCGCUCAGAUGGAAAUGGAGGGAGCCACAUACUGAGUGAAGGCAGUGACAGUGCUCUAAUGUGUCAUGGCAGCAUGAGAAGGUGCCUUAUGGGGGACUGAGUGAUGCAAGAUUUGUUCAUCCCACUUCCCUUGUGACUUCGGGAACCUCUGAUUUCUCUUUUUGCAAAGGGUGUCUGAAUGCGCCUUUGUUCCUAUUAGCAUAAUGUGAGGAGGUGGGGAGACUGCUCUACUGCAUGACCCCCUCCCCACACUGACCUGUGUUCUCUUCCCUGACUCACUUUCCUGUUCCAGCAGAGGCGGGGCUUGGCCGUCUCCAUCCCUGUCUUUAUUUCAUGUUGCCCUGAGCUGCAGCUUCUUACUUCCUUAUUAAAAAUAAAAUCCUGGAUAUGAA